AUGUCAGGCGAGGGCCAACCGCUGAUUGCACGCGGUGCAUCCCAGAGUGUAGAUGUGGCUUGUGAUACGCAGGGGUUUUUCGAAAAUGCAAAGGCGCAUUUCUUGGCGUUGUGGCCGUCGCUCCAGCUCCUUGCUGUGCCGCAUUUGCUGGGCCUCAUCUUAUCGGCAGCCACGCCAUCUGAGGUGGAUGCGAUGCGCUCUUUGAGCUGUGCACAUUACUACUAUCUAUAUCCGAUCCCGGGGUACGGCCAGGAUCCGAAUACAGUAGACACGACAAGCUGUGCGGCGCCCGCAGUUGAAGUGCAUUUUAACUCGCUCAUGACACGCAUCACCUUUACUGUUGUUCUGUCCAACUUCUUCGGCAUGCUCUUGUACGGCCGCCUUUUUAAGCACAGCAACCGCAAAUGGUUUGCGCUUAUGGGGCUGCUUGGGUGCGCAUUGGCGCGCAUUCCUCUGCUGUUCCUGCCAUUGUACCAGUACCCUUAUUUGGCACCCUACUCUGUGCGUGCAAUGUCUCCCGGAACGAUGUUGUGGAUCUACUGGGGCUGCUCGAUUUUGGGCGGCAUUUCUGGCGCUGCGGAAAUCGUCACGCUGGCAAUGGAAUCGCUCGCUGUUGAUAUUCAAAGCCCGGAAAAACGGUCGCAACUCUUUGCCAAAUUUCAAAUUGCACAGCUGCUGGGCGCAAGCAUGGGGCCCAUGCUUGGAAGCUUGGUGAAUUGGACGUUCCCGCGCAUGGCAAAUACGUGCUUUGGCUACGACCACUGUAUUACGAACAAUAGUACAAAUUCGCCCCAGCGCGGCGCGCAAAAAUACCUCUUGUUCAACACGGCAUCCUAUCUGCUUGCCGUAGUUUUUGCGCUGCUUGGCGCGCUAUGGGUCAUAUUCGUGGUGAAUUUCAGCACGCGAGAAACCUCCUCUUCCAUGCCCAACUGCGAAAUGUGCCAAACGGAGGACAUAAACAGGCAGUCGAAGCGUGCUGUGAAUCCGCCCAAGUAUGCAUGGCUGGGCGCGUUCCAGCGACUGUUACCUGUACGCAUUGGCCGUCGCAGGUACGACUGCCGCGUCCUGCAAUUCACAUUUGUUGAAAUUUGCACAGCACUCAUGAACGAGGGCGUCGUGGUCUUGAUUUUCGAGCUUGGAUUUGUGUUCCAUUGGGGCCGCGACCUGAUUGCAGCAGGCUUGACUAUAUCCAACUCGCUGCGUUUGUUUGCCAUUGCGCAAGGUCUUCCUCUGUUGGUGACGUUUGUGCGCACGCACUCCAAGAAACCUGCGUCCGUCCAGCAUCUGUCGAAUGAGCAGCUAAGAGCGUGCAUCGCGAUGAGUGAUUCAGACGUGCGCAGGCUUCCAAACUGUUGCCCGAGCUACCAGGCGACGGAGGAGUCGCAACUCUUGCGCCAAGUGAGCAGCGAUCAGAGAACGUUGGUCCGCCUUUGGCGCGCACAAGUCGACUUGUACGCCGCGCAGUUCUCAUAUUUCACCAACGCCAUUUCCUGGCUGCUUAUUGCAGUGGGCGUUACCAUCCAGUGCGAAUAUACUGUGCUUUUCGGCGCCGUCUUGCUCACCGCCGGCUCCGGCGCGCUGCCGAUGCUUCGCAGUGCGGGCUGCACGGUGACGGAUCAGAUUGUCGAGGAACAGGGUUCUGCAGCGCUUCCUCUGCGACAAAGACGCGAACAAAGCGCCGCGCCACAGGCUGCGUUGCCCGACGGCGCGGACAGCUACUUGGUCAUUGUCUCUACUGUACUCUUGCCAUGCCUAUUGAUCGGAUUGAUUGUGCGAAACUAUGUAUAUGGUGCCACCAUUGACUCGUUUCCAGGCACAUUUUUUAUUAUCGUUGCCGGCCUUAACGUCGCGGCCUAUUUCACAUUGUUGUUCAUGCGCCCGCCCACCAAGCUGAUGCGCGCCUGA
Molecule: messenger RNA, 1905 nt
Organism: Malassezia vespertilionis
Lineage: Eukaryota; Fungi; Basidiomycota; Malasseziomycetes; Malasseziales; Malasseziaceae
Exons: 1
Coding region: 1-1905 (634 amino acids)
Biological process (GO): transmembrane transport
Cellular component (GO): membrane
Molecular function (GO): transmembrane transporter activity
Source: RefSeq, a predicted model, not a curated record